AAGAAUGGCGACAGCUGGCCAGGUGAUCAGAUGCAGAGCAGCUGUUGCUUGGGAGCCCAGGAGGCCCCUGUCUGUCAUCGAGGUGGAUGUGGCCCCCCCUAAAGCCCAUGAAGUCCGGAUCAAGGUCGUUGCCUCGGGGGUGUGUCACACAGACUGGGAGUACCUGUACGAGGCUGGGACGGGGACGGUUCUGAGACGCUUCCCUUUGGUUCUCGGCCACGAAGCUGCAGGAGUAGUGGAGAGCGUUGGCCCAGAAGUCACCGAGUUCUGCCCGGGGGAUAAAGUCAUCCCUCUUUUUCUGCCGUACUGCAGAAAGUGCCCCCGGUGUCGGAGUUCCACCACAAACCUCUGCAAGACAAACUGGGAAAACAUGCAGUCUGGCGUGCUGGCUGAUGGCACCAGCAGGAUCUCCUGCAAAGGGCAGCAGGUCUAUCAGUUCCUCGGGGUCAGCUCCUUCUGUCAGUACACGGUGGUUCCUGACACGUCUGUUACAAAAAUCAGAUGUGACGCUCCGCUGGAUAAAGUGUGUCUGCUGGGCUGUGGCGUGUCCACGGGCUACGGCGCUGCUCUUAACACAGGCCAGGUUAAAGAGGACUCGUCGUGCGUCGUGUUCGGGCUGGGAGCUGUCGGGCUGGCGGCCAUCAUGGGCUGCAAGGCAGCUCGAGCACGAAGGAUCAUCGGCGUCGACAUCAACCCUGACAAGUUUGAGAAAGCCAAAGAGUUCGGAGCUACGGAGUGCGUCAACCCAGGACGAUACAGCAAGCCCAUCCAGGAGGUUCUGCUGGAGAUGACUGGAGGGGGGGCGGACUACGCUCUGGAGUGUGUUGGAAGUCCAGCUGUUAUGAGCGCCGCUCUGGAGUCCACCACUGAAGCUGGAGGCACCUGCGUCAUCGCUGGAUGGACCGAGACCGAGUCCAUGAAGGUCCCGGUCAUCCAGCUCCUCAUGGGACGCACCCUGAAGGGGACUUACUUUGGAGGCUGGAGGAGCGUGCACGACGUGCCUCACCUGGUGGACGACUACAUGAACAGGAAGCUGCAGCUGGACGAGUUCAUCACUCACCAGCUGCCGCUGGACCACAUCAACGAGGCCUUCGAGCUCCUCAGACAUGGCCAGAGCAUCAGGACGGUCAUCAGCCUUCAAGACUCGUCAGAGGAGAAACCACAUUUCUGAAAAUCAUUUCAUUUAAACCUCUGCACAUUUUAUUUGAUGUUUUUCAGUAAAAGUUGUGAACUUGUUGUUUGGAUGAGCUCCAGCUGUAGAUUUACAUCAAGCUGGCCCCGCCCACACACACACACACACACACACACACAUACACACACACACACACCUCCCUGUCUGACCUCAGGCAGGAAAGCAGAUCCUGGUUCUUCUCAAACUUCCU
Messenger RNA from Nematolebias whitei (Rio pearlfish), 1382 nucleotides. Its product is annotated as alcohol dehydrogenase class-3-like. Gene Ontology annotation, cellular component: cytosol. The coding region runs from base 5 to 1171 and encodes 388 amino acids. The record is from RefSeq and is a predicted model, not a curated record. Lineage: Eukaryota; Metazoa; Chordata; Actinopteri; Cyprinodontiformes; Rivulidae. Gene Ontology annotation, biological process: formaldehyde catabolic process. Gene Ontology annotation, molecular function: S-(hydroxymethyl)glutathione dehydrogenase [NAD(P)+] activity; zinc ion binding. The transcript is spliced from 9 exons.